AGAGAUGAGAAUGGUACAAAAUUCAUAAACCCUAAAAUUUUAAAAAUCCAAAGUCUGUCUUCGUCUCCUACCUCGAAUCAAUGUUCCCCAAAUCCGUAGCUGUUAGUAGAGUUAUUUCGAAAUUCAUACAAAAUUUAUCUGGUUUAAGUAGGCUCUGUUCUUCUUCUUCUUUAGCUACGAUCGCCGAGAGCCCUUGCCAACCAAGAUGUGACGUAGUAGUCAUCGCUGAUCUCAUAGAGAAGCAGCACUGGUCAAAGCUUGGAUUCCAUGUGAAAGACAUACACCCUAACGAGCUCUUUCGACAGCUGAUUAGUUCUGAGCUUGACCCAGAUUUGUGUCUCAGGUACUAUACCUGGUUACUGAAGAACGGUAACAUCUCUGUUUCGCUAGAGCUCACAUUUAAGCUCUUGCAUUCUCUUGCUAUUGCGAAAAGAUACUCAAAGAUCCGAUCUUUUCUUGAUGGGUUUGCCAGAAAUGGUUCUGAUCAUCCGGUUCACUCUAUUCUCCAUGCCAUUUCAAUGUGUGACAAUGUUUGCGUCAGUUCGAUUAUAGUUGAUAUGUUGGUAUUGGCCUAUGCGAAUAAUUCGAGAUUCGAGUUAGGUUUGGAGGCGUUUAAGCGUUCAGGUUACUAUGGGUAUAAGUUAUCGGCUUUGUCUUGUAAGCCUUUGAUGAUUGCGUUGUUGAAGCAGAAUCGUUCUGCUGAUGUUGAGUAUGUAUACAAGGAGAUGAUUAGGAGGAAGAUUCAACCAAAUCUGUUCACUUUCAAUGUCGUGAUCAACGCCUUGUGCAAAACUGGUAAAAUGAAUAAAGCUAGAGAUGUUAUGGAGGACAUGAAAGUGUAUGGAUGUUCUCCAAACGUAGUCAGUUACAAUACUCUCAUCGAUGGGUACUGUAAGCUUGGUGGAAUUGGGAAAAUGUAUAAAGCAGAUGCUGUUUUGAAGGAAAUGGUGGAGAAUAAGGUGUCCCCAAACUUGACGACGUUUAAUAUACUGAUUGAUGGGUUUUGGAAAGAUGACAACCUUCCGGGGAGUAUGAAAGUGUUUAAAGAGAUGUUGGAUCAAGAUGUGGUACCGAAUGUGAUCACUUAUAAUUCACUGAUAAAUGGUUUGUGCAGUGGAGGUAAGAUAAGCGAGGCUAUUGGUAUGUACGAUAAGAUGGUCAGCGCAGGUGUACAGCCUAACUUGAUUACUUACAACUCUCUUAUAAACGGGUUUUGCAAGAACGAUAUGCUGAAGGAAGCUCUUGAUAUGUUAGAGUUAGUAAAAGGCCAAGGAUUUGUUCCCACUGCUAGAACUUAUAACAUGCUGAUCGAUGCGUAUUGUAAGUUAGGGAAAACCGUUGAUGGCUUUGCACUGAAAGAAGAGAUGGAACGAGAAGGGAUUGUACCAGACAUUGGAACUUAUAAUUGCUUGAUUGCUGGUCAAUGUAGAGACGGUAACAUUGAAGCAGCUAAGAAGCUUUUCGAUCAGUUGACUAGUAAAGGACUUCCUGAUCUAGUAACGUAUCACAUACUAAUGGAGGGUUAUUGCAGCAAAGGUGAAACAAGAAAAGCGGCGAUGCUUUUGAAAGAAAUGUCAAAGAUGGGUCUGAAACCGAGACAUCUGACAUAUAACAUUUUGAUGAAAGGCUACUGUAGAGAAGGAAAUCUGAAGGCAGCAACGAACUUGAGGACACAGAUGGAGAAAGAAAGGCGGUUGUGGAUAAAUGUAGCAUCAUAUAAUGUGCUUCUACAAGGAUAUUCCCAAAAAGGAAAAUUGGAGGAUGCAAACAUUCUUUUGAAUGAGAUGUUGGAGAAAGGUCUAGUCCCGAACAGAACAACCUAUGAGAUAGUUAAAGUAGAAAUGGUAGAUAAAGGUUUCGUCCCAGACAUUGAAGGCCAUCUAUUUAACGUCUCUACUAAAUCAUAAUCUUUCAGUGACCAGCAUGAUUUGCUUUUGCUUCCUGGGCUCACCAUAAUCAAUCUCUCACUCCCACAGAAAAUUAUACUCAGUUUUAGUACUUAAGCCAAUGCCAAAGAAGAGAUAUUGAUUGAGAGGACGUGGAACCAGACCCUGUGAUGUUCGCUGCUAUGCUUCAAGAAGAGAGAGUUCAGAUUUUGUAACUUAACCGUUUUUGUAAAUUACACGAAAUUUGUAUAAGUUUGUGUUUGUCUUAAUAGAUUGCCUGUGAUAGUGAGAUCAUACAAUUAACUGAA
Molecule: messenger RNA, 2194 nt
Organism: Camelina sativa (false flax)
Lineage: Eukaryota; Viridiplantae; Streptophyta; Magnoliopsida; Brassicales; Brassicaceae
Source: RefSeq, a predicted model, not a curated record